Paraglomus brasilianum is the source of this 1389-nucleotide messenger RNA. The record is from the annotation of a GenBank genome assembly. NCBI's taxonomy places the organism in Eukaryota, Fungi, Glomeromycota, Glomeromycetes, Paraglomerales, Paraglomeraceae.
AUGAGCAGCCAACCCAGAAACGACAGGGAUAUUAUUGCCUGGAUUUAUGACAAACUCUCUGAUGCUUUCAACGGUCGAGCGCCAGAAGAUGAUCCUACUGAUGAACGCAAAUCAAUAUUCCUUCUUAGUCUACCUGGACUUUCUCUUAAUCCAAAUUCUUAUGACCCUAACCAUCGUCCUGGAAGAGAUGAAAAGACUGCGCAAGAGAACUUAACGGAUUUGGUAGAUGCUAUUCCACUAAUGAAACCCCAAUACGUCAGAACGCAAAAGACCGUUUCUUCUAUGUAUGCGCAACUACUGCAAACGGCCAAAUUACCCGAAGAUGUGGAAUUUGAGAAAAAUAUGGAAAAGGCUAAAGAAUGGGAGGCUUAUCUUUACCGCGAUGAUGGCAGCAAAACUCCUCAAUACCAACAAUAUCUUGAUGGAGCAAAAAAAUAUAACGAGGCCGUUAUUGAAUUUAAUUCAAUAUUGGCUGGUGCUAAACAAGCGGAUAAUUUUCCAGAUAAUUGGAAAAAUGAUCUAGGGCCUAAGGCUCAGGCGAUGGUUGAUAAGGCAGAUAACGACUGGAAGGCUUCCGGCAAGCGCAUUAUCGAGAACGUUUUUGACGAACUUAACACUAUAUCCGAAAGUCUGCCUACUUAUUCAUGGAGUCAUGCUCGCGAUAAGUUUGAUAGAUCAGCUUUAGUUUCGACUACGAGUGCCACAAGCUACUAUCCGUGCUCUGUUAUGCCAAAUGACUGGUAUACCCUCCUUGCCCAAGAACAACCUGACGCCAGCCGGUGGACCUCAAUCAACAUCCAGGAAGGAACUGACAGAACAAGUCUAGACAAUACUUUUGAAAGUACAUCAACCUCAAUCGGAGGCAGUGGAAGCUAUCAGCUUUGGAGCAUUGGCGGAGGAUAUAGUGAUCAACAUAAGCAUACUACAGAACAUAGUUCGUCUGAUGAUUCAAAGAUUAAUAUAGACAUUAAGUGCCUCAAAGUAACAAUCCAAAGAGAUUGGUUAGACGCUUCACUUUUGGAAAAAAAAUUCUGGUCUAUGGAGGGAGUGCCAAAAUAUGGAUGGAGUACUGGAUCUAUUGAAGCAGCAAAUCGCCGAGGCGAGUGGUCACUUAUCCCCACUGAUUUUAUUGUCGCUCGCGAUAUCAAAAUUACCGCAGGCCUUAGCAGUAGUGAACAACAGCUGGUGACGGACGCUACACAUAAAGAGGCUCACCUUUCAGUUGGCUGGGGACCUUUCGCUAUUUCUGGAAGUUAUUCCAAAGAUACAGCGGAAUCUCAUUCAACAAUGACAAAAAGUGACAAUCAAUGGGCAAUUACUUGCGAAAAUCCACAGAUUAUCGGAUGGAUCUGCACUGUUGUCCCCGCCGCACCUUCAAUUGAUGGUUAA